UCCAGAGUUUUUAAUAGCAACCUAGCACGUCGUCCCGUCUCAGAGCUUCAGGUGAACACGCCCAGGAAUAAAAAUGGGAUCCUACUGUUUCCUUGUGUUAGCGCUGUGUGCGGCACAGACGUUGUGUGUCACCAUCGAGUCGGUGCCCGGCGUGAAUGGCGAGGGAGUCAUCCUGACUGAGCUGGAGACCACAGUGUUGCUGUUGUGUCGUAGCAAUCGGUCCGAGGGUGAGGGAGCGGAGCUGGUGUGGUUGAGGAACGGCGCGACGGUGGCUCUCCGAGAGGGAAACCGCAAAGGACAAAGCGCCGUGUGCGUCAUGCCAGUCAUCCACCAGGACAACGGUGCCACCUUCACCUGCCGCCUGAGCAGCAACGCCACUGUUGAGGCCUCCGCCACACUGAACGUCACAUAUCCGCCCAUGCUGUCAGGAUCUGACAAUGUGUGGGUGGAGGAUGACUCGCCGCUGGUCCUGCACUGUGACACCUUUGCCAACCCGCCCGUCUCCUCAGUGCGGUGGACCCUCAACGACAGCGCUCUGGACCUCCUGGCAGGGGGUUUCUCCGUGAGCGACAAUGGCUUCGCUAGCCGGCUGUCAGCUGACAAGGCGGAGAAGAGUAAGCACGAGGGCCUCUACCGCUGCAUCGCCGACUCACCCGUCUACGGUAUCAAGAGCAGGGACUUCCUGGUUACCGUCACAGAAAAGACCUUCAAGUUUCCACUGAUGCCCAUCAUUGCUGGCGUGGUGGUGGUGUGCCUGACAGGACUCCUUGCCAUUCUUUCACGCUGGAAAAAAAUCAUCAAGUGCUGCAAGUGAACGAUGUUCGUCGACUUUACAUGCCUGCCUGCAGCCGGUUAGCUUGGUGCUAAGGCUAAGAGAACCAGCUCAUGAAAGGACUCAUUUCAUAGUUCUCCACAUGACUGCCCGUCUUCAUGACAGCAGGGAAGAGCCCUUGCACUUAUUUAGCUUUGUAUAAAGCUAAGGCUAGGCUAACCAGCUAAUUAAAUGACUGCUUUUGUAGCCCUCCAUGAGGACACCUGUUUAUUGUA
Molecule: messenger RNA, 1047 nt
Organism: Phycodurus eques (leafy seadragon)
Lineage: Eukaryota; Metazoa; Chordata; Actinopteri; Syngnathiformes; Syngnathidae
Gene: tmigd1
Product: transmembrane and immunoglobulin domain containing 1
Exons: 6
Coding region: 74-814 (246 amino acids)
Biological process (GO): cell-cell adhesion
Cellular component (GO): cell-cell junction
Molecular function (GO): cell adhesion molecule binding
Source: RefSeq, a predicted model, not a curated record